Molecule: messenger RNA, 408 nt
Organism: Racocetra persica
Lineage: Eukaryota; Fungi; Glomeromycota; Glomeromycetes; Diversisporales; Gigasporaceae
Source: the annotation of a GenBank genome assembly
AUGUCUGUUGCAGAGUUUAGUAAAAAACGAAAAGAAAGGUCCACUCUUACUUUAGAGAAGAAGGUUGAGAUUAUUAGAAAAAAAGAUGAAAAUAUGAAACUAAGCUAUCAAGAUUUGGCAAAACAAUACCAAGUUGAUAGAUCCACGAUAAGCAAUAUUUUGCGAGAUAAGGACAAAUAUCUUCAGUUAUAUGAUACUACACCUUCUCAUAUACAACAACGUGUUCGCUUACAAAAGGGACAGUUUCAUAUUAUCGAUGAGGCAGUAUAUAAGUUGUUUUUAGAACUUCGUUCUCAAAAUAUUCCUGUUUCACAAGAUAUGCUUAAAACAAAAGCACUUUCAAUAUAUGAACAGUUAAAAAAUGGUGGCGUAGAAUUUCUGACUACAUUUGAGGCAUCUAAUGGCUAG